Suillus bovinus is the source of this 1089-nucleotide messenger RNA. RefSeq lists its product as uncharacterized. The record is from RefSeq and is a predicted model, not a curated record. The coding region runs from base 277 to 999 and encodes 240 amino acids. The transcript is spliced from 5 exons. NCBI's taxonomy places the organism in Eukaryota, Fungi, Basidiomycota, Agaricomycetes, Boletales, Suillaceae.
GUGGACGAGAUAUCGCAGCGACAGAAGGUCACUCGACUCGGUGCCGGACUCGUUCCUUAUGUCCAGGGCAAAUUGUGGCAUUUGAACCUGUGACGUCUUCAAGUACCUCAAGUUGCCGCCACAUCUUGAUCAUCAACUAGCAGCAAUGUCACGAUCUCACCAGUCCUAUCGUAGCCUAGCUCACUCGGGGUUUUCCUUCUGUCAUCUUUCUGAUAGUGUCUUCUGUCAUUAUCAUACGACGUUCGGCCUUUCUGCAAGGCUUGAGUGAGUCUCCCCAUGGCUUUUGUCGCUGGUUUUGGGCGCGUCCCCCUGGUGCUUUCUGCUUAUAUCUUCGUGGACGAGAUAUCGCAGCGACAGAAGGCCACUCGACUCAGUGCCGGACUCGUUCCUUAUGUCCAGGGCAGAUUGUGGCAUUUGAACCUCAAUGUCACGAUCUCAGGCCAGUCCCAGCGUAGCCUAGCUCACUCGGGGUUUCCCUUCUGUCGUCUUUCUGAUAGUCUCUUCCGUCAUUAUCAUACCACGUUCGGCCUUUCUGCAAGGCUUGAGUCUCCCCAUGGCUUUUGUCGCUGGUUUUGGGCGCGUCCCCUGGUGCUUUCUGCUUAUAUAUUCGUGGACGAGAUAUCACAGCGACGACUUGGAAAGGCCACUCGACUCGGUGCCAGACUCGUUCACGGCAAAUUGCCUGGAGAUCUGAACAAGAUAGUGGACAUAGACAUAUUCACGAGGUUAGAGCCCGAAUACCUUGGACAACCUGCGCUGGACGAGAUGAAGGAACUUGGGCCGACUUUGAAUUUUAGAUUCUAUGGGGAGGACGAUAUCGUGACCACGGAGUCCCAACACAUAAAGACCAUAAAUGCUGUAUAUUUAACUCGGACGGUAAGCCAGAGAGCCUUAAUAGUGACCAUUACCUUCCUGGCAUAUCAAGAUGUCACAUUACCAUUUUCAUAUGAACACAUCGCUGUUUGUUCAAACACAAUUGGUAUAUCAGCAACCUUGUAAACAUGAGGAAGUAAUGAUUGUGGGAUAUUAAUCUCAAUGAAUGGCAUGCGUAUUCUAAACAGACCCGUAUACACAAAAUACCCUAAUAAC